Drosophila persimilis is the source of this 1727-nucleotide messenger RNA. Its product is annotated as esterase-5A. The coding region runs from base 34 to 1680 and encodes 548 amino acids. The transcript has 2 exons. The record is from RefSeq and is a predicted model, not a curated record. Lineage: Eukaryota; Metazoa; Arthropoda; Insecta; Diptera; Drosophilidae.
GGUUUGGCGCAGUUUGAUUUCGGAUUAUUCAACAUGCACCUUGUGCGAUGGCUGAUCUGCUUGAUACAGCUAUGGAUACAAUUAGGAGCGGCUGGAACAGUCACCCUACUAGAUCCUUUGCUAAUUGAGAUCCCCAACGGCAAACUACGCGGACGUGACAACGGCCACUAUUACAGCUAUGAGGCGAUUCCCUAUGCUGAGCCUCCGACCGGAGAGCUUAGAUUUGAAGUUCCGAAACCUUACAAGCAGCAGUGGACGAACACUUUCGAUGCCACCCAACCACCAGUGCUGUGCAUGCAGUGGAAUCAGUUCAUAAAUGGAACCAAUAAGCUACUUGGCGUUGAAGACUGUCUGACCGUGAGCGUGUAUAGGCCGAAAAAUAGCAGUCGGAAUAACUUUCCUGUCGUUGCAAAUCUGCAUGGCGGCGCCUUUAUGUUCGGCGGACCCAGCCAAUACGGACACGAAAACAUUAUGCGCGAAGGCAGUGUCAUACUCGUAACUAUAGGAUACCGCCUUGGGCCGUUGGGAUUCGUGAGCACUGGUGACGCGGAUUUGUCCGGAAACUUUGGACUGAAGGAUCAGCGCCUGGCUCUGCUCUGGAUCAAGCAGAACAUUGCCAGCUUCGGUGGGGAACCAGAGAACAUUCUAGUGGUAGGUCACUCCGCGGGCGGGGCAUCCGUUCAUCUGCAGAUGCUACGUGAGGACUUCAGCAAGGUGGCUAAAGCAGCAAUUUCAUUUAGUGGCAAUUCUCUGGACCCCUGGGUGAUCCAGCAAGGAUUACGUGGACGGGCCUUUGAGCUGGGCCGCAUUGUGGGCUGUGGACAGGCAAGCGACUCCGUGACCCUCAAGAAAUGUUUGAAGUCCAAGCCAGCGAUUGAAAUAGUCUCGGCGGUCCGGAGCUUCCUCGUGUUCUCAUAUGUGCCGUUUACGCCUUUCGGUCCAGCUAUAGAAUCGCCAGAUGCACCAGAAGCCUUUAUUACCCAUCAUCCUAUCGAUAUUAUUAAGAGCGGAAAGUUUUCCCAAGUCCCUUGGGCUGUGACGUAUACCACGGAGGAUGGUGGCUACAACGCCGCUCUUUUGCUGGAAAAACAGGCGUCUUCUGGUCGGGAGUUGAUUGUGGAUCUCAAUGACCGGUGGUUUGACUGGGCUCCGUAUUUGUUGUUCUACCGGGACUCCAUGACGACCAUCAAAGAUAUGGACGAUUACUCUCGUAAACUGAGGCAGGAGUAUCUGGGAGAUCGGCGCUUCAGUGUGGAAAGCUAUUGGGACGUACAACGGAUGUUCACAGACCUCUUGUUUAAAAACAGCGUGACGGUUUCUGUGGAUCUGCAUCGAAAAUACGGAAAGAGUCCAGUCUAUGCUUUUGUGUACGACAAUCCUUCUGAAGUUGGAGUUGGUCAGAUUCUAUCUGGGCGCAAUGAUGUAUACUUUGGUACGGUUCACGGCGACGAUGUCUUCCUCAUAUUCAACGUUUCGUUCGUGCCCGCAAAUCGUCGUCCCGACGAAGAAAUUAUUUCCCGCAAUUUUAUAAAGAUGCUGGAGUACUUUGCUCUUAGCAUCGACGACACGAUGGCAUACGGAGACUGUGUGUUCCAGAAUAAUGUUGGUAGUAAACACAUGCAACUGCUGUCAAUAACACGAGACGGUUGCGAGAACAAGCAACUUAAUUUUUUUAUAUAGAGAUGUUUAAUCUUCAUUUAGUAGACGAGCAGGCUACCGUUUUCAAA